GCUUCUUAUGCUUGCCAUGCUUAUUGUGGUAACUUAAUUAUUGCUGCUAGGGCUUGUGCUGAGGAUGGUUCCUCCGAUACUGGUCCAUAUAUCGAAAAUUGUUUGUGUCCCUCUGACAGUGUCUCUAAUUUUAAAGCUCUUAUCGACAGUUGUUUAGAGUGUGGUUGGUGUUUAUGGAGUAAUUAUGGCAGUUUCUUAACUGCUCCAUUAGCUGCUUGUGGUAAUGUUCCAACUCAACCAACUGGUACUGAAUGU
Molecule: messenger RNA, 255 nt
Organism: Ascoidea rubescens DSM 1968
Lineage: Eukaryota; Fungi; Ascomycota; Saccharomycetes; Ascoideales; Ascoideaceae
Exons: 1
Source: RefSeq, a predicted model, not a curated record